UCUGGAAGGACAAACAAGACAGCUGUCCCCUGGUCACUAUAGUUUCACUUGAAGCCUGUAAACGUCACACUCGGUGAAGGGAAUCCACAUUAUUUUACUGUAACUUUACAUCAUUCAUGUUUGUGUAGAAUAUCACACCUCCCCGGUUGUUCUGUUCCCAAGCAGCUGGAUAAAGCAUUUUUGCAAUUCCUGUAGGUGCUGAGAAGGAUUCGGACACGGUGAACAAAAGAAAAAAGAGGACUUUGGUCCAGUGUACGUGUCAGUCGGGAUCAGCGUGGGUUUUAUGUGUGCACGAGGCCGUGAAAGGAUAACAAUGAAUGGAAAAUGUGCGCAGAGGAUGGAGCCACCGUCUAACACAGAUAACCGCCCUUAAAUUGGCAGCCAAAACCUCCCCGGACAGAAACUUCGUCAUCAAGCUAAGAGGAAAAAGGUAUGCGUGAGUGUCGCCGCCAGUGACGUCCGGGGUGGCCGCUUCCUGUCCCUUCUGCAAAUGUAGCCGUGGGAUGCGAAGAAAGCCGCAAGAGAGGACAACAGAACCAUGCUGAAGAAUGACCAGCUGGUCUACAUUGGCCUGGAGCUGGUGAUCGCCUGUCUGGCCGUGGCCGGGAACAUCCUGGUGUGCUGGGCCGUGUGCCUCAACUCCAACCUGCAAAGCAUCACCAACUUGUUCGUGGUGUCGCUGGCGGCGGCCGACAUCGCCGUGGGCCUGCUGGCCAUCCCUUUCGCCAUCACUAUCAGUACUGGCUUUUGCGCCGACUUCCACGGAUGCCUCUUCAUUGCUUGCUUCGUCUUGGUGUUGACCCAGAGCUCCAUCUUCAGCCUGCUGGCCAUCGCCGUGGACCGAUACGUCGCCAUCAAAAACCCACUCAGGUACAAUAGCCUGGUAACAGGCCAGAGGGCGAAGGGCAUCAUUGCAUUGUGCUGGCUCCUCUCAGUGGGCAUCGGCCUGACACCGAUGCUGGGCUGGAAUAAAGGAUGGAACUCCACCUCCAGCAGUUGUCCCGAAGGCUUGACCGAGUGCCUCUUCGAGGGCGUGGUUACGAUGGACUACAUGAUCUACUUCAACUUCUUUGGCUGCGUGCUGCUGCCCCUGGUGGUCAUGCUGGUAGUGUACGCUCAUAUCUUCAUGGCUGCCCGGCGCCAGCUCCACCUGAUGGUCCUCAAAAAGGUCAUCCCCGUUCCCUCUCCCGCUGAAAAAAGGUCCUCGUUUCGCUCCACCCUGCAGAAGGAGGUCCACGCUGCGAAAUCACUCGCCAUCAUCGUGGGCCUGUUUGCUUUUUGUUGGCUCCCCGUGCACAUCAUCAACUGUUUCAACUACCUGUGCGACAGCUGCCAGCGUCCGCACAUCUGGGUGUUGAACAUCGCCAUCAUCCUGUCCCACGCCAACUCCGUCGUCAACCCCUUCAUCUACGCCUAUCGCAUCCGAGAGUUCCGACAGACGUUUCGGAGGAUCCUCCGCCAACACAUUCUCGGCCAAAGGGACGGCCACGGCCGAGACACAAAUAGCAGCAGCAUCAAGCGAACGUCCUCGCACAUCAGUAAAGAUGACACGUCGUGCGGCACCGUGGUGAACAGUUACGUCCUUGACUCCAUUCAGUGGACGUCGACUUUGGGCGCUCUACCAAACAGUUGUAUACCCAAUGGGAACCUUGCAGCACAGCAGCAGCAACGCACACACCCGGAAGGGACCAACAAUGUCGAAAUGAGAGACACGAGUGGAAGUUGUAUUUCCUUUGUCAAUGUUCAAGCUCUCUCCUUCAUACGUACCCAUUCCACAGAAUUAACAGAAGUGUUGUAGCAAAAACUAUAUCACCAGAGUUAAUCAGCAUAACAUGGCUAAUUGUGCGAAUGUGAAAUAUGGAAAAAUAUAUCUCAUACAUUCUAAACACUUUUUUCAAAAUAAAGAUAAUGGAAGUAAAUACUCUAUAAUCUGUUCCAUGGCCAAACGGCAGCCUCCAUGAAAAACACUUCAGUCAAUAUCACCAUAAAUUGCCUUUGAUAACUUUCCCCAUUUCACACAAAAACUGAGAUUUUUUUCUUUCCAUUCCAUGUAUUAAGUGUAUAUGCAAUGCUGUUAGAAUUGCAAGCUCACACUUUUGUUGUUGUUGUUUUUAAUAAAUUAACUUCAAGCAGACAAAGUACAUGCAAACAGCAAAAUAUUGUGUGAAUUCUGUUGCUGGACAAUGACGGCGUGGACAUUUUUGGCUAAUGUUAACAUUUUAUGAGCACAUGGUAGCGACAUGAUUCAGUUAGAAAGCUGACUGUGUCCUGUUCAACAAAUUUAUUUCAAAUUUAUGAAAGGUUUAAAAAUCAAUUGAUAUUUCACUAUGACAGAGUGGACAUACAAUGUUUGAUAACUCCACAAAUAAUAUGAUAAAAGUAUGCAACAUAAAUGCUUACGCUGCAUCUACGCACUAUUGCAGCCUCCAUUGAAAAUGACAAAAUGCUUUUCCUAUGGUCAUAAUGUCACUGAAAACAGAUUUCUAAAGGGGCCGUUACUCCAUAAUGACAGGGUGGACCGUAAUUUCAGCGACACAUGCAAAAUGUUCGAUGUGAUAAUAAAACCAUGUUAUAAAAAUUCGAUUUAGUGUAAUUUAACCACUGCAGUGUGGGA
This is a messenger RNA of Phycodurus eques (leafy seadragon), 2614 nucleotides long. It is a transcript of the gene adora2ab, whose product is annotated as adenosine A2a receptor b. The coding region runs from base 539 to 1798 and encodes 419 amino acids. Gene Ontology annotation, cellular component: membrane. The transcript has 5 exons. The record is from RefSeq and is a predicted model, not a curated record. Lineage: Eukaryota; Metazoa; Chordata; Actinopteri; Syngnathiformes; Syngnathidae. Gene Ontology annotation, molecular function: G protein-coupled adenosine receptor activity. Gene Ontology annotation, biological process: adenylate cyclase-activating G protein-coupled receptor signaling pathway; G protein-coupled adenosine receptor signaling pathway.